AUGGGUGCCGGAGCAAGUAAACCCUCUGCACCCUCUGCAGAACCCCCUGCAGCAACAUGUCCUGUUGACCACAAGACUCGUGAGGUUUGGCUGCAACAGAAUGGCAAAGCGCCUCAUCCUCCGAAUUCCGAUGCACCCGCACAGGGAACACCACCAGUCAAGUCACAACGACCACUAUCAACAGAUCGGGAAGUGAGCAGUAUUCCUCGGGCUGGUGAUUUCAGCUCAGCAAGCGCCUGCCCUGAGGCUAACAAGGCUGCUCCAUCCCCAUACGCUGCGUCGCAUGGUGGCCCAUCGAACGCCGAAACCGAGACUGGCCGUGACGAAGCCACUGGAAAUUGGAUCUACCCCUCAGAAAAGCAGUUCUUUGAGGCCCUGAUGCGCAAAGGCAACACCCCUGGAUCGACUGAAACCGCCUCCGAACUCGCGACAUCUGUAGCCUCCAUCAUCCCAAUUCACAACGCCGUCAAUGAGCGCGCGUGGGACCAAAUCCUCGAUUGGGAGAAGAAUGGCCCCUCUUCAGAUCCUGGGAGCAAGAAGUGCGGAGGCCCUAAACUAUACUCCUUCCGAGGACUCGGUGUCGAUCCACAGUACCUGAGUCCGCGUGCGCGCAUCAAUGGAUGGCUCGGUUACCAGCACCCGUUCGAUCGACACGACUGGGUUGUGGAGCGCUGUGGCGGUGAGCGGGUGGAAUACGUGAUCGACUUCUACCAGGGCAAGCCGUCUGACAAGUCAGGUUCGGGCCUGGCUGCCAAUGCCGGUCCUGGGAAACUUAGCUUCUUCCUCGACGUGAGGCCCAAAUUGAACACUUAUGAAGGUUGGAGGCUGCGUUUUAAUCGUUUCACGGGCCUAUAA
Messenger RNA from Penicillium soppii, 855 nucleotides. Its product is annotated as cytochrome c1 heme lyase CYT2. The transcript has a single exon. Bases 1 to 855 code for a protein of 284 amino acids. Gene Ontology annotation, cellular component: mitochondrion. Lineage: Eukaryota; Fungi; Ascomycota; Eurotiomycetes; Eurotiales; Aspergillaceae. Gene Ontology annotation, biological process: cytochrome c-heme linkage. Gene Ontology annotation, molecular function: holocytochrome-c synthase activity. The record is from RefSeq and is a predicted model, not a curated record.